This is a messenger RNA of Eurytemora carolleeae, 2687 nucleotides long. Its product is annotated as serine/threonine-protein kinase 40. The transcript has 8 exons. Lineage: Eukaryota; Metazoa; Arthropoda; Copepoda; Calanoida; Temoridae. Gene Ontology annotation, molecular function: ATP binding; protein kinase activity. Gene Ontology annotation, biological process: protein phosphorylation. The record is from RefSeq and is a predicted model, not a curated record. Bases 16 to 2121 code for a protein of 701 amino acids.
UUGGACCUGGAGAAGAUGAAACGAAAUAAUGAAGAUGGUUCCAGGACCCGGAGUAAACGAAUAUCAACCGAACCAAGGAAGAAACCUGCUCCGAGCAACCAGGAUACUCAGCUGGCUGGAACACCGGUUGAACCGCAUGUACGUAGGAUUGGAGAUUUCCUGAUUGGUCCCAAGCUGGCAGUUUCUCCUGUAAAAUCCAUCCUGCAUUGUUUGGGUAGGAAGGACGGGACGGAUAGAUAUUAUCUUCUCAAGAUCCUACAUUUAGGAAUAGGAACUAAAGAAUCUCAGGAUGAGAGACAGGGUAAGAUGUUGCUCCACACUGAGAAUUCAUUACUGAGUCUGCUAGAAGGAGAACCUGGAGUUAUUCAGAAACAUUUCACAUUCUCGGACACAGCUCUCCAGGAGGAGGAAACAGUAUCUCAGAAUCAGAUGGUUUACACUGGAAGAAAAGUUAGACGAAUAGUUCUAGUUCUGGAUUGUGUUGCGCCGCAUAAUUUCUCCCCACAGACUCAGGACCUUGUUAAUCUUCAGCACCAUGUUAUCAGAGAGAAGAAGUUGGAGGAGAGAGAAACCCUGGUCAUUUUCUACAAUGUUGUCAAAAUAGUAGAAAAUCUUCACAACAAGAAUAUAGUUCAUAGAGAUCUGAAGCUGGGAAAUGUUGUGUUGGAUCGGAGAAGCCAGGAGGUGACCUUGACCAACUUCUGUCUGGGUAAACAUCUGAUGCGUGAUGAUGAUCUUCUCAAGGAUCAACGAGGAUCACCGGCAUACAUUUCUCCAGAUGUACUCAGUGGAAAACCUUAUCUAGGUAAGCCCAGUGAUAUGUGGGCUCUAGGUGUGGUUCUCUAUACAAUGCUCUACGGACAGUUUCCGUUCUACGAUAGCGUUCCUCAGGAACUGUUUAAUAAAAUCAAGGCUGCCGAAUUCUCUAUCCCGGACGACGGACGAGUGAGUGAGGAUACACGGAAUCUGAUCCGACGCUUGCUUGUCACGGACCCGGAGAAACGUCAGACCGCUGCACAGGUAAAGCACAGUGUGGAGAGUAUUAUUCUGAUGUGGAGAAAUAUGUCUCCAAUUCCAACCAAUCUCCAGGUUGUUCCACAGAUGGAGGACGCGGAGCGACCGGAGGCUCUGCGAAAGAAUGAUUACGGAGAUAAUUUAUUAUUAAAUCUGGGAAAUCUCCGAGAAACUGGGAAUGAAAACAAACAUGCCUCUAAACUCCUCCGAGAGGGUAAAACAGGAAUUAUCCCUGUACAUAAACUAGGAGAAGAUGCACGUCCCCUCUCCGCAGAAGAAUACAGACUUUAUAGUCAGGUUAUUACACAGAUGAGAGGAGGUAGGGUGAGAUCUAAUCGACAAAGUUCUCCAAAUAACCAGGUUUUGGUGAGACCUGAUAAAUUGCAAGGAUAUCAACGUGUGACGGGGAGACCUAAUCUCUCAGCACCCACCACCACCUCCUCGCUCCCAGCUCUUGUACCUGAUCAAGCAGAAGUUCUAGAUCUGUCUCAAGGUCCUAGAAGAGAUGAACCUCCUUCUCGGAGCACUGUCCCGCCCUAUGUAGGCCAAGGAAUGCCCGCCCCCUCCCAAACUAGACCAGGGGUGGUUAGGAGUAACAGUGCAUUGUCUUUAGUGGGAGCCCUGAGAAGGUUGGGAACUAGAGUUAAUCUUGUUCCAGUUUCCUCCGAGGGUGGAUCUAGGUCUAGAAGUAGUUCUCAUGGUUCAAGAUCUGGUUCAGGGAGUAGUUCGAGCAGAUCAUCUAGUAGACAUCAUAGACAUUCCACUAGACACAGAGAUUCCGACCGUUCUAGGUCUCGGAGACAUCAUACUAGGGAUACUGAUGGUCCUUCUAUAGUUCCUGCUCCAACCUUUCCUGCUCCCGCUCCAAUUCUUAAUAUUCCUGCACACGCAGAUCAAGGACUUGCUCUACCACUUGCUGAGGCAUCAAGACUACUCGGAAUCACGUUGGAGCCAAUACCUAGGCAACCAGCUCCAACCCAUCGUGCUGUUCCGAUGGAUUAUUCCCGCGACCUGGAUACGUCGGAGCAGCGACUUCCGGUAAGUCUUGGAAACCAGGAGGAGGAGGAUCAAUCACUACCAGAGCAACAACUACCAGAUAUUUUAUAGAUAAUUCAUCCUAGCCGCUAUGCUUCUCCUAGAGAAAUACCUUGAUUUUGCACCAAGACUAUUACAGCUGAAUUUAGAUGGAGAAAAAUUUAUUAACUUAGACAAUUAUGUAGUUAGUUAGUUAGCUAGUUAGAAGGUCAGACGUUCUCUAUAAGCGUUCAAUGUUUCUGAACCCAUAAAAACUAAAUUUUUGCUUUCCUUACAAAUUUUGUAAUACUCCGCGUCCUAUCUCCUUGCUUAGUAAAAAUCUAUAAAAAAAUCACACAAAUUGCAUUUACGCUUUAAACUAUGAUUACAUAGUACACAGUACACACUGUAAAUCGUAUUUUUUAUUUUGGUGUUAUUCUUAAUUAUCUUUUCCCCAUAGCUUUAUUUCUAACACCAUUAUAUAUUGAGAUAUUAAAAAAUGUCCUAACCAGAUGCUACGCCUCCCUUGAAUACAUCAUGUAAAUCGUAAAUUUAAUUUUUAGUUUUUUUUCUUCUGAGCAUGUUUUGUUUAUCACAUAUUCUAAUAAUCUCAACUAUCUAUGUAAUUCACAAACAAUCAUAUUUUUAAUUUCAGAAAA